Molecule: messenger RNA, 1987 nt
Organism: Panicum virgatum (switchgrass)
Lineage: Eukaryota; Viridiplantae; Streptophyta; Magnoliopsida; Poales; Poaceae
Product: pentatricopeptide repeat-containing protein At5g47360-like
Exons: 1
Coding region: 64-1485 (473 amino acids)
Cellular component (GO): chloroplast
Molecular function (GO): protein binding
Source: RefSeq, a predicted model, not a curated record
CACACAGACGCGGAUGACGCGCUCCCCACCGUUCUCCGCCAUCUCCGUCCGCACAACCACCAAAUGCCACCAUGCGCGGCGGCGCUCCUCCUCCUCCGCCGCCUCUCCACCCGCCCGCCCCUCCAGGAGCAUCCCAAACUCGCUGCUCUGCUUGACGUCCUCAACCCACCGCCGACUUCCUCCACUCCGCUCCCGCACGCGCUCUCCAGAGCCCUCCCGUCCCCCUCCGACGCCUUCCCUCUCCGCACACUGCCCCACCUCCUCCCGCGGCUCCCCUCCCCGCUUCUCUCCCUUCGCUUCCUCCUAUGGCGCCUGACCGCCUCCACGCCUCUCCCCUCCCCGCAUGCUCUCUCCUCACUCGCCACCUCUCUUCCCGACCUCUCCUCAUCCGUAUCGCUCCUCCUCUCCUCCUCCCCACAGCCCCUCCCACUCCCACAUUACGCCCUCCUACUCAACCUCUCGACUCACGCCGGACUCUUCCCCGCCUCCCUCGCCAUCCUACGCCACAUGCGGUCCUUCGGCCUCGUCCCCGACGCCGCCUGCUUCCACCAUGCCCUUCGCGCAGCGGGCUCUGCCGCUGAUGUCUCCGCCGUGCUUGAGAUCAUGUCCGGGUCCAGCGCCUCUCCGACCGUGCCUGUGAUCGUGACCGCGGUGCAUAAGCUGGCGUCCGCUGGGAAUUUCGAGAGCGCCCGCCGGCUGAUCGACAAAAUGCCGGAGUUCGGCUGCGUGCCCAAUGCUGUGGUUUACACCGCGAUGCUCGAUGGGAUGUACAAUUUCGGGAACUUGGAUGGUGCGGUGAGGUUGAUCGAGGAGAUGGAGGGCAGUGGGUUGGGUGCAAAUUGUGCACCGAACGUGGUGACCUAUACAUGUUUGGUGAAAUGCCUCUUUGGGAAGGGGAGGUUGGCAGAGGCGCUUGGUGUGCUGGAUAGGAUGGUAGGUAGAGGGGUGAUGCCAAACCGGGUUUUUGUGAUGACACUCCUCGAAGGUGUCUGCACGGAGCGGAGGGUGGCCGAUACAUAUAAUGUGUUCGAGCGCGUGGUUGGUGAUCGGGGCAUGUCGAGUCAGCAGUGCUACAAUGUUCUACUUAUUUGCUUGUGGAGGGUUGGCAUGACAGCUGAAGCUGAAGGAUUGGCACAAAGGAUGAUGAAGAAAGGGGUGCAGUUGUCCCCGCUUGCUGGCAGUUUGAUGGUGAGGGAGCUCUGUACAAGGAAGAGGUCGCUGGAUGCUUACCACUGGUUGGGAAUGAUGGAGGAGAACGGUGUGCUGUGUGACUCUGACGUGUAUGGAACUCUGUUGCUUGGUCUGUGUGAGGAAGGGCAUGUCCAUGAGGCAUCAGCAUUGGGGAGGAAGGUUGUCGAGAGAGAGAUCCACAUAGAAGCAUCUUGUGCUGAACGUUUAGCGGAGUUACUGAAGCAAUAUGGUGAUGAGGAGCUAGCAUCUCAUUUAUUAGGAUUGAAACAGUGCCCUGGAGGGCUGUCAUUUUAAGCAAUGCGCGAUUCUGCCCAACCCUCUGCAUGAAGCAUGUCAUGGUUAGUCAUGGGGUGUGCCAAGAAUAGUGGGGAAUUUGCCUGAGAACAGAUUUAGCCAAAUGGCUUAGUGCAGUCAAAAGUUUACUUUUGUUGAAUAAAACAUGAAACAUAAUUCAACCGAAGUGCUGCUGAACUACUUGCUUCUUUUGUACAAAUUUGCUGAAGAACAUGAUGCAGAUCCAGAGGACACUUGGCGUCAAGUAAACUACCAUUUUGAUCACUUCUCAGGUAGAUGACAUGCUUGGACAAGUGCUGUGCCUGUCAGUCGAACGUUUUAGAUAUGUUUCAUGUACUGUAAUCCGAGGAAGUUAUGUACAACGUUGCUCGAGUCAUUUAACAUGAUACGUGCCCAUAAACACCUACCCUGACAUGCUGUAACGUUUUCCUGUUACUCAGUUUUUUGCUGCCCCCUUAUCCAAAGAACUGAAAAUAGAAUUUACUUUCUCAUUUUCUUCCAA